GCAGGCGCAUUACGCCCGACCGAGGCCUCAGCAGGCUCCUGGAGCCCGCAGUGCGCAAGCGCGCAACAUCUCCGUUUUCCUCCCCUCAGUCCCUUAUCCCCCCCUCCUUUCCCCUUCACGAAGCCGGCUCCGGGGCGCUCUCACCCCUGUGAGGAGGCCGGACUCCGAAGACGUUCUCUCCGCUCCCGGAAGAUCAUGUACCAGCCCAGCCGAGGGGCGGCCCGGCGUCUCGGCCCCUGCCUCCGGGCCUACCAGGCUCGACCCCAGGUGCGCUCAGGCCAGAAGCGGGAGGGGAGGAGAGGGGGCGGGGAGAGACCCUCCUCAGAGCCGGCGCGUGGGGCGGAGCGCGCGCCGGCUUCCGCGCAGGCGCAGUGACACCCCCCGCCGCUUCCCCGCUGUGCCUCGGGGCGCGUGGACUGGCUGGGGGCGGCGGGGCGGCGUUGCCCGGCCUGGCGCGCGGUUCUCCCCGGUCUGAGGGCGGGCAGGCGGGGUCGAGGCCGGGCCGCCGGGCGCGUCCGCGUUGCACCCUGGUCUCCGGGGUUACCUGUGCCUGGAGGUGAUUUGAAGGGCAGGAGCGGAGAGGUUCGCAGCCGGAGUUCCCCGGCCUAGACCGGACCCACGGGCCGGGCUCCGCAGCCCGCGCAUCCUGCCCCGGGAGAGCGGUCCGGGCAGGAAGGCCGGCCCGAGCGGACCCGGGUCGGGCCCCUGCGCCAGGGCUGGCCACGUGGCCACGCCCCCAGCGGAGAUGGCGCCCCUGGGACACCGUCGGGGACCGAGGACCAGGUUUCUCCACGGACUCUACCAUUCCCGCCCCUUUGGCCUCACUCCACGACAGCCACUUCCCCAUCUUCUCCUCUUCUCUGGUCUCCCCCACCCCUGUGCCCUCCCAGCCUGCGACUUCCCCCGGCUCCCCCACUACCUCUCCCUCAGGUCCAGGCUCUCAGCUCACCAUGGGUGGUUCUCCCUCCAGGAAAGGGGGAGGAUGGACCAGGACCUGAGUUGCACAGUGGCUGCCUGGAUGGGCUUAGGAGCCUUUUUGAGGGACCUCCCUGCCCCUAUCCUGGGGCUUUGAUACCUUUCCAAGCCCCUGGAACUGCCCACCCUUCCCCUGCCGCCCCAUCAGGAGAUCCUAGUAUGGAGGAACACCUGGCUGUCAUGUAUGAGAGACUGAGACAAGAACUUCCCAACCUCUUCCUUCACUCCCACGACUACACUCUCUAUUCCUUGGACGUGGAAUUCAUCAAUGAGAUCUUGAACAUGCGUACCAAAGGCCGGACAUGGUACAUUCUGUCGCUGACCCUCUGCCGUUUCCUGGCCUGGAACUAUUUUGCACAACUUCGUUUGGAGGUUCUACAGCUGACCCGCCACCCCGAGAACUGGACCCUGCAAGCCCGCUGGCGGCUUGUAGGGCUGCCCAUCCACAUGCUCUUUCUGCGUUUCUACAGGCGUGACAAGGAUGAGCUUUACCGGACCUAUGAUGCCUACUCUACCUUCUACCUGAAUUCCAGUGGCCUCAUUUGUCGCCAUCGCCUGGACAAACUGAUGCCUUCACACUCACCUCCAACGCCUGUGAAGAAGCUGCUAGUGGGAGCCCUGGUGGCCUUGGGGCUGUCAGAGCCAGAACCCAACUUACAGCUGUGUUCCAAGGCCUAACCUUUGGCCUUGGAGUGGAGGUGGCACUGAAGCCUUUGCUACGCACAAGAGAAGGAGGUGAGGCGGCCAGAGUCUCAGGAGCCCUCUCCUCUCCUCUCCUCUCUCCUUCCUUCCUUUCCACCUCAUGCUGUGUAAAGCUGCUGUGUAAUUUAAUUUGUAAAUAAUAAAGUUUAUGUGACUAUAUGAGACAGAAUUUCAUAUGAUCCCA
Messenger RNA from Lemur catta (Ring-tailed lemur), 1861 nucleotides. It is a transcript of the gene C2H6orf136, whose product is annotated as chromosome 2 C6orf136 homolog. Lineage: Eukaryota; Metazoa; Chordata; Mammalia; Primates; Lemuridae. The record is from RefSeq and is a predicted model, not a curated record.